Molecule: messenger RNA, 4145 nt
Organism: Psylliodes chrysocephalus
Lineage: Eukaryota; Metazoa; Arthropoda; Insecta; Coleoptera; Chrysomelidae
Source: the annotation of a GenBank genome assembly
AUGAUAGAACGAAUGUCACUGUCACAUGUCAACUAUUCUUACUUUUUAUCUCAACUUCCACUUGAUGAGACUGAAGACCUGGACUUGGAGGACAUAGAAGCCAGGUUGUAUAGUCAAGUAUAUCACGGUAGUGCAGAAUCUGAAGAGACGGCAGAUAAUACAAUAUUCGACGAAUCGUCGACUAAUUGUAAAAAAAAAUAUCGCUACUUUGACCAAAAAUUAAACAAAUCGGACCCAGUUUUAACACAAGUUGUGACUCUUAAUGAGCAACAAAGAGAAAAUACAGAUAACGUAAAAGAGAGUUCAUAUAAUUUUGUUCAAGAAAAUACUUACAAUAUCAACAAUCCUUUGUCUAUGGAAACUAUUUCUUCUCCAUCAAACACAGCUACAAUUUCUACUACUGGCAGUCAAGACCUAACCUAUAAUAUUACUGUUAAUCAGUAUUCACUUCCCUUAAUAAAUCCUAAUGAUCUGUCUCCUGCUGAUCAAAAUAACAUAAAUAGUUUGCUAACCUUUUUACCUACAGCUUUGGACAACCCAAAAGUUGGUCAAAGGAAAAAAAGAAGUAGAAAAAAAAAGAAUACCAAUAUUAAAAGGGUUCUGAAAGAUUUAACUAAGAGUACAAGAACACUACGAAGCACUGUAACUGUAUAUGUAUCAGAUUCUGAUUCAGAUGAUUGUGUAGUACUAGACAAUAUGAACAAUAGCCAACAAGAGAUAAACACGAAAUUUCCAAGAAAGUACAAUGAAUCAGAAGGUGGUACACUUCCAGAACCAGAUGAUGACAUCAUCUUUGUUCCACCCCCUCCAGUUGAAAUUAUCAAUGUUGAAAUUGAUGAAAAUGAGAAAUCCGACCUUAAGGAAUGUGUUCUAGAAAAAAAGUCUUUGGACGGGCCUAAUUAUAAUCCAGAAGAAGGAACUGAACUGAUCGAAACUCCUGAAUCAACUUUUUCAAACGAUUUUCUGGAUAAUUCAAAUCUUGACACUAAUAAUGCCAACUUUAAUUUCAGUCUUCAUGGUUCUGAAUUUAGGAGUGGUCCAUCUGAAGUUAUAAAAAGUCGAAAACCUACUGAGUACUGUGAAACAGAAAGUAGUUGUAGUACAAAUGAUCAACAAAGUAGAGUUUUUAGCAAUACUGUCAAAACCAUAGUAUUUGAUGAGGUUGAAUUUCCGAGAGAAGAUAUAUUUUCUGAUAAAAAUUUAGAAAGCUUCAGUUCUUUUAUAACACCUAAGAGAAGCUGUCCUGAUAAACCAAAUAGUCUUGUAUCAAAAUCAACAGUACCUUUAAUAGAAAAUGAUGAAGAUUAUAUUUCUUCAGGUACUAGUAGUUCAGAAAGUGAUUAUGAGAGUAAUGUUAAUAGUAAAUCAAACAACUUACCCAGUUUAUCACCAAUGGUGCCUAAUGAUAAUCUCAAAAAUGCACCCAAAAAAUCGGCUCAAAAUUUUUUAAAGCCCUUUACUAAAAAAGCUGCUAUUGAAGAAAAAGAAGCUUCUAAUAUAAUGAAAAAACCUGGGCUACCAAAAAAUAGCAAAGAAAAGAAGGAUUUGGAAAACCUCAGAAAAAAGAGGUACUUGAACAAUGAUGAAAUGCCAAAUGAAAACUUGGAUGAAGAAAAUACAGAUGUGAUUUAUGAUCAAUUAGGAGAAAACUGUCAAUCAAGUACCCCCAAUUUAAAAUCUAAAAAGAAAAAGAAAAGAGUCAAUUCAUUAUUAAUUUCCCAUGAAAGUGAAAAUAUACCAGAAGUUGAUCAUAUUUCUACUACACAAGAAAGCACUGCCAAUGACAGUAGCAUUAUAUGUAUUUCAGACACUUCUGUUUUGGAUAAAACAAAGAAGAAAAAGAAAAACCGAGACGUCACAUCAGAAAAGGAUCCUACAGCUGAGGCUGAAGUACCCACUGAAACAGGUCUCAAUGAAGAUGAUUCGCUUCAACUUCUUCACUCAGAUGACGUUGAAGAUGGUUGCAAUUCUGAGAAGUCCAAGAAAAAGAAGAAAAAGAGAGGAGAAAAUUCUGAAAUUAUUAUUAAUAAUCAAGAAUCGGCCAUUGCUAGUUUUGUAAAAGAUGUAGAAAUUACAAUGGAUUUAUCCCACAAUUUGGAACCAAAAAAGAAGAAGAAAAAGAAAUUGAAAGAUGGAAUAGAUUAUGAAAAUAAAAAAGGGAAGGAAAGAAAAAAUAGGAGGAAGAGAAAGAAAAUUGAAUUUGAAGAAAACACUUCACAUGUUAUUGAUGGAACAAGUGAAUCACAAGAAGCUUAUGAUACACCACAAAGUAACAGUGAUUCAGACAAUGUGCAAAUUAAUGCAAAGAAAAGCCCUUCCAAUUCAGUUAUACUAAUAGAAAAUGAAACCAACAGCCCAAAUGACUGUAUAGUUGUUGACUCUGAUGAUUCAUCUGAUGUUGAACUUGUUUUGUCUACUGAUACUGAACUAGAUUUCGAGGUAUUAGAUGAUAUUGAUGAUGAUUUGUCAUUAAAUUGCUCUACCAGCAAACAUCAUAUGGAACAAGUUAAUGUUAGCAAUGAAGAAGUGGACAGGGUGAUUAAACAUGCCCGUGUGUCUUUGGAAGACGGUGAUCAAUUUGAUGUUGAAACCAUUCAAAAUCAACAGUCAAACGAUCCUGAUAAAUGGAAAAUAUCAUAUAGAGAUAGAGGGUUAUUGUUUAAUUCAAAAUCAAACAGGGGUCCAAGGUGUAACAGGUGUAGACAUUUUGGACAUAUUGGCAUAAGGUGCCCUGAGAAACCGCAUCCACAACCAUGUACCCUUUGUGGAAGACCUGAUCAUCAGGAACCUAGGUGUCCCAAUCAAAGAUGCUUACAAUGUGGCAAUCCAGGAGUGUAUUCAACUACAUACUGCAUUCAAUGUUUUAAAUUUAGAAACUCAUUAUGCAUGUUAUGCCGAAUGCCAGGACAUAUUCAAAAAUUUUGCCCAGAUCUAUGGAGAAGAUAUCACCUGACGAAUGAUGGACCAAUAGUUGCUUCCACAGCACAACCAAUAUCAAGAAAUGAACAGUGGUGUUCAGGUUGUGCAAAACGGGGACACUUAGAACAUGAAUGCGAUUAUUAUAAUAGGCAGUUUCCUCCGACAACACCUUUCAUAAUGAACUACAAUGAUGUUUUAAAUCUUCGCAAAACUCCUGAGAAAAGUAAUGUUUUCCAGCCAAUGGUUAAUUCACCACCAAUUGCGAAUCAACAGAUUGUUAAUCCGCCAACGGUCAAUAUGGCCCCAAUGGGUAAUGCGGCAGUGUCAAAUCCACCAUUGGUUAAUCCUCCAUUGGUUAAUCCACCAUUGGUUAAUCUUCCUAUGGUUACGCCACAAAUGGUAAAUACUGUGCUGAAUUUCGUACCUCCCCAAGGCUCAAAUGUGCCUAAUUUACAGACAGAGUUAGGCAGAAAAGUUAUACCACAUUCUUCAACACAUAAUAUGACAAUUCAAGUUAGUAACACUCCUACACCAAACGAUAUUGUACUACAAAUGAUGUUGAACUUUAAUAAUCCAAUCAAUAAUUCCAAUGACCAGCCAAAUAUUCAUAGCAAUGAAGUCUUUCAAAAUAAUCAAACCAAUAAUCAAAAUAUCACACAAAAUCAAUUCAAUAAUCAACCAAAUCAAUUCAGGCAACCCGCAAGUCAAAGGCAUAAUAUUGAUUUAAAUGAUGAAGAGCAGAUAAAAAACUACAUAAUGAAUAUGCCCAAUAAAGACAUAUAUGAUUUUAUUCGAGACGAGAUGGACUAUAUGAAAAAUAGUAACAUAGAUCCUCGAGUUUUAAAAAGAAAACUCAUCAAAUACGAUAGGAUUGAUCUAAGCCAAAAAACCCUGCCGCCUAAUCUAGUUAGAGAAAGGAAUUUUUGGUGGAAAAUUUUGAACAUGGUUAUAUUGGGAGUCAAUAAACAUAAAGACGGCCGUUUGCAUUUGAUUCAUUUAAAUAGAUACUUAGAUAGAGGAAAGAAACUUAAGCUGGAUUUUCACAAACGGCGAUCAUUACUGAGUUCUUAUUUGUAUAUUUUUGGAAACCAAAAGCGCCCGAACGUGGAUUAUUAUAAAAUAAUAAGGACAAUUACUAGACAAUAUUCUUGUAAUUCAAAUUAGUUAAAUGAGUGCCUAUUUUAUUCAUUUUUGAUACAUGAGAUAAUUAAAAGUUGUUUUCUAUA